AUGUCUUUGCUGAAUGAUACUCUCGACGAGCCCAACGGUGUAAACGGGACCACGAAACCCACCGAGAUCCCCGUGACCAGCAUCUUCUCCAACUUCGUCGCCCAUGUCCAGCCAGACGUCAUGACCAGCCCAAUACGGGAACGACUGAAAGAAUAUAUUCUCGACUAUAUCGGCGUGACUCUCGCGGCCAGCCAUUCGUCAGACUCGACCGAGCCGAUCUGCAACGCGGUCAAAGCCCUCGGCGGCCAAACAGGGACAUGCACCGUCAUCGGCAAGGGAAAGGGAUACACGCCAGCGUACGCGGGACUCCUGAACGCAACCUUAGGCCACACGCUCGACUUCGACGACACCUACGCCAAAGGCACACUGCACGCCGGCGUGACUGCGAUCGGCGCGGGCUUGACCCAAGCAGAAGUGCUGAAUCUUGACAUCGACAUCAACCGCUUCCUGCUCGCCGUGGCUGUCGGGUACGAAAUCACAUGCCGCCUCGGCCGCGAACUCGGCAACGAAGCGUACGCGCGCGGCUUCCACAACACAUCGACCGCGGGCAUCUUCGGCGCAGUGGCGACCAUCAGCGUGCUCAAGUCGCUGGACGUCGCCACCGUCUCCAACGCCUUUGGGCUUGCAGGCUCCAAGGCCGCCGGGUCAAUGCAGUACCUGGAGAACGGGAGCUGGAACAAACGCCUGCAUCCGGGGUUCGCGGUGCACGAUGCCUUCCAGUGCGUCGCGCUCGCGGAGGCUGGCGUCCUCGGCGCAGCCAAGAUCGUGGAAGGCGCCAGAUUCGGUUUCCUGCACGCCUACAGUCCGAAACAGGACAAGGAUCUGUCGUAUCUGGUCAGCGACCUCGGGUCGCGCUGGGAGUUUCUCGAGACGUCCCUGAAGCCGUUCCCCGCAUGUCGUAUGACGCAUGGGUUCAUCGAAUAUGCUGCCAAACUGGGGAGGGACAGGGGGUAUACCAAGGCCGCCGAUGUCAAGAGGAUCACGUUGUCGCUGAGUCCGAAUAAUCUGUUGGUCGUGGGCGCCAGAACGCCGAAUAAGGUCCAUCCCGAGAAUAUGGUCGACGCGCAGUUCUCGGCGUAUUUCACGACCGCGAAUAGUUUCCUGUAUGGCUCGGAUAAUGGGAUCAAGUGUUAUGAAGGGAAUCGUCUGCGUGAUCCGGAAGUGCGCGCGCUUACGGACAAGAUUGUUUGUGUGGCGGAUUCGUCGAUCACGCAGUUCGGCUCGAGGAUCAGCGUUGAGUAUGCUGAUGAUGGGCUCGGGGUGGAGGAGGUCGACAUCACGUUUCCCUUGGGUGAGGCGCAGCAUCCGUUCACGAGGGACCAGGUCGAUGCGAAGUUCUUGAGUUUGGUCAAUCCUGUCUUGGGGGAGACAACAGCCAACGGGAUCAAAGAUGUCGUUGAUCAUAUUGAGAAACAUACUGUCGUGGAGUUGUUGGGGUUGUUGUACUGA
Molecule: messenger RNA, 1449 nt
Organism: Capronia coronata CBS 617.96
Lineage: Eukaryota; Fungi; Ascomycota; Eurotiomycetes; Chaetothyriales; Herpotrichiellaceae
Exons: 2
Coding region: 1-1449 (482 amino acids)
Molecular function (GO): lyase activity
Source: RefSeq, a predicted model, not a curated record